UAACCUCAAAAUAAUCACAAUCCAAAUACAUUUAAAUUUAAAUCACACUUGUUACUUGUUUGUUUCUAUCUCAGGUUUAUAAUACAAAUGGAUUUAAAGUAUUAGAUUUUUACUUGAUUUUUAACAGUUUAUGAAAAUGACUCCUGGUAGUAAAGCCUUUUUACCAUGCCGAAGUCUGGGGUAUGUCAGUAAUCAUAUACCUUUAAGAGUCCGCUAUAUAAAAAGUAGGAAAGAAAAUUUGAUUGUUACAUGUGUAGGAAAGUCUUUCCAUACUUACGGAAUUUCUCAUUUCGGUUUGCUAAGUGUAAGUGGAUUACAUCCUGGUAACAUUACUUGCUUAACUACCGAUGCUUAUCAUGUAUAUACUGCAUGUGAUAACAUUAUAUAUGCGUGGAGAAGAGGAACCGAAUUAAAGCAUACAUACAGAGGGCAUGCCUACAAUAUAAAAUUAAUGAUACCAUUUGGAGUUCAUCUAAUUUCAAUCGAUGAAAGCUCUCGAGUCAAAGUUUGGGAUAUAAAAGCUGAGUCAAUUUAUCUUGAACUCACAUUUGAUAAAAAGUCAUUUAGUAUAUCUUCUGUUGUACAUCCAAGUACAUACAUCAAUAAAGUACUCUUUGGUAGUGAGCAAGGCCAAAUGCAGUUAUGGAAUUUGAACAAAUCAGUUUUAAUUUAUACUUUCAAAGGAUGGAAUGCUGGUAUAAGUUGUUUAGAACAAGCACCAGCUUUGGAUGUUGUGGCUGUAGGUUUAAUUACCGGAAGGAUAAUUUUACACAAUCUGAAAUAUGAUGAAACAAUCAUGGAAUUUACUCAAGACUGGGGGAUAGUCACCAGCAUUUCUUUUAGAUCCGACGGUCAUCCCAUAAUGGCUACAGGUAGUGCCUGUGGACAUGUAGUUUUUUGGGAUUUGGAAGAAAGAAAAGUGCAUAGUCAACUUUCAGCUGCACAUGAUGGGGCUGUAACUGGCAUGGUUUGUCUACCUAGUGAGCCUUUAAUCUUAACAUCUUCUCCCGAUAAUACCUUAAAACUAUGGAUAUUUGACAUGACUGAUGGUGGGGCUAGGUUAUUAAGGAUAAGAGAAGGUCAUUCAGCUGCUCCUAAUCACAUAAGAUUUCAUGGUGGAAAUGGUCAUAAUAUUUUGAGUGCUGCGGGAGAUUCAACUCUUAGAAUUUUUAACACUCAAACGGAACAGUUUAAUAAAAGUUUGGGAAAAGCUUCCUACAAUAGAAAAAUAAGUAAAAAACGAGGAAGAGCAGUAGAAGAUCCUUUAAAAAUGCCCCCAAUCAUGGAAUUUACAUCAGAAACAACUAGGGAAAAAGAAUGGGAUAGCAUAGCUGCUUUACAUUUAGGAAUUCCAAUGGUAACUACUUGGUCAUAUGACAAGAAAAAAAUGGGUGAUUUGAAAUUGAUACCGGAAAGGCUUCAAAAGAAAAAUCUCAAAAAUACACUUGAUGUGACAGCCACCUGUUUAUGUUUAACACAUUGCGGAAACUUUGUUAUUGUGGGUUAUAGUACAGGCCAUGUAGACAGAUUCAACAUGCAAUCCGGACUUUGGAGAGAUUCAUAUGGGGAAAAUAAAGCUCAUCCUGUCUCAAUAAGGGGAGUAGCUACUGAUGCUUUGAACCAAAUAACUAUUACAGGUGACUGUAAUGGUUUAAUAAAAUUUUGGAGAUUUAAAUGCAAAAGCACACCCCAUUUUACCCAUGUCGAUUUAGAGGAACCAAUAAAUUACUUCAGAAUACACAGAAGCAGUUCUCUGCUUGCUGUUGCACUUGAAGAUUUUACCGUCGUUAUUGUUGAUAUCGAAACAUGGAGGGUGGUGAGAAAAUUUGUAGGGCAUGUGGGACAAUUAACAGACGCAACGUUUAGUCCCGAUUCGCGAUGGUUAAUUACGUCGUCUAUGGACUGUAGUAUUAGAACUUGGAAUAUACCUUCAGGUCAGCUUAUAGAUCAGUUUUCUACUGAAGCUGCCCCUAUUUCUAUUAGUAUGUCUCCGACUGGUGAAGUUUUAGCUACCGCACAUGUAGAUUAUUUAGGUAUUUAUUUAUGGUCGAAUAAAACGCUUUAUCAAAAAAUAACUCUUAAAGCUUUAUCACCCGAGGAGGAACCUCCAUUAAUUGAUCUUCCAGAGGUGUUGCAAGAAAUCAAAGACGAGCCUGACAAAUACGAAUCUGACGACGAGCCAGAAUUUAUUUCUCCAGAACAAAUCAGCAAGGAUCUUCUUACUCUUUCCGGGUUGAGCACUUCAAGAUGGCAAAACCUGCUGAACUUAGACGUAAUCAAACAGAGAAACAAGCCAAGGACGCAGCCAAAAAUGCCGAAAAGUGCCCCAUUUUUCCUACCCACUGUAUCAACGUUGAAUAACUUCGAAUUUGAUUUAAAGUCGGCUCUACCCCAAGAAGAGGGUCACACACAACUAUUGAUGCCUGAGGAAAUAACAAAUUAUACCGAGUUUGGUAAACUGUUAGAAAAAAGUGUAAGUACGUUUGACUUUUCCGAAGCGGUGGAAAAACUUAAGACUUUUGGGCCAUCGAUGGUCGACUUCGAAAUCAAAUCUUUGGUGCCGGAAGGUGGUGGCUCCGUAGCGAUAACGCUUCAGUUUUUAAAAUUAAUAGAAACAAUGCUAAAGUCUAAUAAAGAUUUUGAAUUGGCCGAGGCGUAUUUGAGCGUGUUUUUAAAAUCGCACGGUGCUUUUAUAGCCGAAAACGAACAGUUAAGACGCUAUUUGCCAAAUUUAACGAGCUGUCAUACGGCCGUAUGGAAUAGGUUACAGGAUAAGUUAAUGUAUUGCACGUGUAUUGUCCAGAACUUAAAAACUAUGUAAAUAUAUUUUAAUAAAUAUGUUUUUAUU
Sitophilus oryzae (rice weevil) is the source of this 2848-nucleotide messenger RNA. RefSeq names its product WD repeat-containing protein 36. Gene Ontology annotation, biological process: rRNA processing. The coding region runs from base 131 to 2821 and encodes 896 amino acids. Gene Ontology annotation, cellular component: Pwp2p-containing subcomplex of 90S preribosome; small-subunit processome. The transcript is spliced from 12 exons. Gene Ontology annotation, molecular function: protein binding. Lineage: Eukaryota; Metazoa; Arthropoda; Insecta; Coleoptera; Curculionidae. The record is from RefSeq and is a predicted model, not a curated record.